This is a messenger RNA of Acanthaster planci (crown-of-thorns starfish), 12239 nucleotides long. RefSeq names its product neurobeachin-like. Gene Ontology annotation, biological process: intracellular protein localization. Gene Ontology annotation, molecular function: protein kinase binding. Gene Ontology annotation, cellular component: membrane; cytosol. The record is from RefSeq and is a predicted model, not a curated record. Lineage: Eukaryota; Metazoa; Echinodermata; Asteroidea; Valvatida; Acanthasteridae.
UAAUGUCAGAUCACCUGUGAUUAUUCCUGUAACCAAGAUGGCAGCCUUGUACAGUUGAAAUUUUCCGCUAUGUUCAUCCGUCGGAAAUAUUCAAUUUAAAAGCCUGUUCUUCGAGUUUAAUCCCCAAUUUCGACUUCUGAGACAGCGAAUUAAAGGAAUUUAUACAGGAAUGGCAGCCGAAGGUCAAGCUGGUGACUUGCCAGAUGCCAAAGAAGAUUCGAAGGGAGUUACGGCUGCCGCUUCUGCCAGCGCCACCGUAAACAUGGUGAACGGGAGCGGCACCACCAAGAUGAAAUUUGGUGUGUUGAUUGGCCUAAUCGAAGUUGGGGAAAUUUCCAACAGGGAUGUAGUCGACACAGUGCUCAAUCUUCUUGUUGGAGGUGAGUUUGACCUGGAGUCCAACUAUGUCAUUGCAGAACCGGAGAAUGUCACCCAUCUCCUGGAGCUGAUUGACCACUGUGAUGAGAAAUUGCAGGCUGAGAUAUGGAGUAUGUUUGUAGCCAUCUUGAGAAAGAGUCUACUCAACCUGCAAGCGUGCACAGAAGUCAGUCUGAUCACCAAGUUGGUCAACAAGCUACAAUCAUGCAACGAAAUGCUCUCAGAUCUGCUGAUGGAGAUUCUUGGAGUUGUUGCCAGCUACAGCAUCUCGGUCAAGGAGCUCAAACUCAUCUUCAGCUUCUUGAAGGGAGACAAUGGACAGUGGCCGCAGUACUCUGUCAAACUCCUGCAAGUCCUGAAGCAGAUCCCUCGGAAACAUGGCCCAGACGUGUUCUUCAGCUUCUCGGGAAAGAAUGGAGCGGCAAUUGCAAUGCCUCCCAUGGCAAGAUGGCCAUACCAGAAUGGAUUUACGUUUACCACGUGGUUCCGUCUGGAUCCUGUCAACCCAUCCAUUGAGAAAGACAAGCCAUAUCUCUACUGUUUCCGGACAAGCAAAGGUAUCGGGUACUCUGGCCAUUUCAUGGGGUCUUGUCUGGUCAUCACAGCUGUCAAGAUCAAGGGCAAAGGGUUCCAACACUGCAUCAAGCAUGACUUUCAACCAAGGAAGUGGAACAUGGUGACAGUGGUGCAUGUGUACAACCGAUGGAGGACCAGUGAAAUCCGUUGCUAUGUCAACGGUGAGCUGGUGUCUGCUGGGGAGAUGCAGUGGCACGUGGCAGCUAGUGAUCCCUUCGACAAGUGUUUCUUGGGGUCAGCCCCAACAGCAGACAGAGAGAGGACCUUCUGUGGUCAGAUGUCCUCAGUCUAUCUCUUCAGCGAGGCUCUCUCAGCCCACCAGGUGCAUGCCAUGUACCUCCUCGGACCAAACUACAGGAGCCAUUUCAAGUUCCACUCAGAGAGUGAUGUCAGCCUGUCGGAGCACUACAAGAAGAUUCUCUAUGAUGGCAAGAUGACCAACAGCAUCGUGUUCCUGUACAGCCCGGCAGCCACCGAGUCCCAGCUCUGCUUAGAUUCCUCCCCAAAGGGCAAUGUUUCUUACUUUGUGCAUUCUCCCCACGCCCUCAUGGUCCAGGAUGUUCGAGCCAUUGUGACACAUUCCAUUCAUAGCACCUUGCAUUCAAUUGGCGGCAUCCACAUGAUAUUCCCCCUCUUCACCCAGCUGGAUUACAUCCAACCAGCCACCGAGGAGGGUCAAGAAGACCAAAUCAACCCUGACGUCUGCCCACUACUUCUACAUCUACUGUGUGACCUGCUCAAAGGCUCUAUGUCCACUCAACAGCAGAUGGUGCAAGGCAGAGGUUUUGUCAUCCUGGGAUACCUCCUUCAAAAAGCAUCAAUGAAGCACAUGACAGAGACAGCUCUGGAGCUCUUUCUGGAUCUUGCUAAGUAUUACAACACCGUACCAGCUGGUAUCCAGCUGCUGAGACACUUAGUGGACCACAUUCUGUUCAAUCCAGUGCUGUGGAUCCACACGCCAGUCAAGACCCAGAUAUCCCUCUACACAUUCCUGUCAAAUGAAUUUGUUGGUCAGUCCACCAUUUACACCAACAUCCGUCGUGUCAGCACGGUCCUGCAACUCAUGCACACCCUCAAGUAUUACUAUUGGAUCGUAAACCCAGAGGAUCGCAGCGGCAUUGUACCCAAGGGGCUCGAUGGUCCCCGGCCCAGCACGGAAGACCUGCUGUCACUGAGGGCACUCAUUCUGCGCAUCACCAAGCAGCUGAUUCUGAAGGAGAAAUCGGCCAAUGACGAGGAGCUGCAGAUCAUCCUCAACUAUCUCAUGACUAUCCAUGAGGAUGUAAACCUGAAGGAUGUUCUACAGUUGCUGCUGUCUCUCAUGGCAGAAAACUCCAAUGGGAUGGCUGUAGCAUUUGAUAGGAAGAAUGGCGUUAGGGUGAUCUACAAGCUACUUGCCUCCAGUGAUGAGAUUGUGCGUGCCAUGGCUGUCAAGGUUCUGGCCUUGUUUCUCAGCCGUCUCCCCCACAAGAGGAAGAUGGAUUUGAUGUACGCUCACAACCUGUACUCACUGUUGGGUGAGCGACUGUUACUCACAAGCAACUCACUUUCGAUGGUCAUGUACAACUGCUUAUUUGAGUUAUUGACAGAGCACGUCAGCCUGCAAGUAGCCACAGGGAGCCACAUCAAGCCAGACAAGACUUAUAAGGUCACGAACCCAGGUAUUUUCCAUGUGACCGCCCGCCUCCUACGCCAGUCAGCCCCCAGCGAGGCCACCAUGGAAGUCAAGAAACUCUUCCUGUCGGACAUGAUUCUGCUCUUCAAUCACAGCAGAGAAAACAGGAGGAUUCUCCUGCAGUGUUCCGUCUGGCAGGACUGGAUGAUCAACCUGGCGUACAUCUUUCCCAAGACGGAGGAGGAGAAGAAGGUGACCGAGAUGGUCUAUUCCUUGCUGCGCAUGCUACUGCAUCAUGCCAUGAAGUAUGAGUGGGGAGGCUGGAGGGUCUGGGUGGAUACACUGUCCAUCAUUCACUCCAAGGUCUCCUUUGAAGAGCACAAGCAAGAGCUCCUGAAGGCCUACAAUCAGUACCAGAACUCGCAGGGAGCCAACGGGAGUGGGGCACCAGCCAGCAUCUCGGCAGCCAUCAAUAAAGCUCAGCUGGAAAGCAUGUAUCCUGAGGACUCAGUUAGCCCACUGGCAGCCAUGACAGGUGGCUACGGGGAACAGGCAGGGGAGGGUCACGUUGCAGGGGGAGCAGAGGACAAGGAAGAAAGCAAACCUGCAACUGAACCUGAGCCAGAAGCUGCAGAGGACAAAUACAUUGUGAAAGAAGUCGUGGAAGACCUGAUCAGUGACGUCAUCAAGAUUGUUGAUGGGAAGAGCGCCCUCGAGGGACAAGAGGGAGAGAGGGAUGAGGCUGACGGCAGUGAAGAGACGUCGCUAGAUGCUGCGGCAACACCCAGCGAGGAGAAGUCACCGGAGGAGGAGUCCAACAAAGACAUUUCAGACCAAUCAGCCGUCAGCAUCGCCAGCUCAGAUUCCACAGCUACUAGCUCCACUGCCUCUCACCCUACCCCCCUUGCAGCCAGCCAGCUGCCCGGUGCCCAGGGAGGGGUUGCACCAGCAGCAGCAGCAGUGGUAGGAGCUGCGCCCCACCCCUCCACCGGACACCAGUGGUUACCUGCCGCCAAGCAACGACACCCAGACGAGGACCAGACCUCCUUGAGCAGGCAGGGCUCCAGGUUCUUCAGUCCUGGACCCCACCAGGCCCCCUACCGCAUCCCAGAGUUCUCCUGGUCGGGGAUGCACCAGCGCAUGAUGUCGGAUCUGCUGUUUGCCAUCGAGACAGAUAUUCAAGUGUGGCGGAGUAACAACACCAGGACAGUGAUAGACUACGUCAAUGCGGCAGAGAACACCAUCUUUGUUCAGAAUGUGACCCAGAUGGUGUCCCAGAUUAUGGACAACCUCAUCUACUCAGCCGGUGGCAUCCUGCCCAUGCUUUCCUCAGCAACGUCAAGGAGUCAUGAGCCUGAUGUGAUUGAGCCCACCCAGGGCCUCCCGCUAGAUGUUGGUAUCUCCUUCAUCAACCGCAUCAUGAACCUGGUGGACGUGUUGGUCUUUGCCAGCAACCAGAACUUUGGCGAGCUGGAGGUAGAGAAGAAUAUGCCACGAGGGGGCAUCCUACGCCAGUGUCUGCGACUCACUACCUUCUGUGCCAUCCGCAACGUCUUGGAGUGUCGAUUUCGGACUCAGCCCUCCCCAAGCUCCAGUCACAUCAGCCUGAGUACCCUCAGCGCAGCUGAGCCCACCAGCCCUACAGGCCGCCUCCAGACACUCAUUAAUGCCACCCAGCCAUCCACAAGGCCAAUUGGUUUAAAAGUAACGGCCGGCGCCCGGAAAAGGAACAUCGUGGAGAAUCUAGCUGGCCCCACUUCACCCAUCAAGGAUCUUGGCAGGCUGCUGCAAGACAUGGAUGUGCACCGACUCAGGGCAGUAGUCUACAGGGAUGUGGAGGAGAGCAAGCAAGCCCAGUUCCUAGCUCUUGCUAUUGUCUACUUCAUCUCAGUCCUGAUGGUGGCCCGAUACCGUGACAUCCUGGACAACGAGGUGGGUAGCUCCACCCCAUCCUCAGCCCGCUCUCGCCAGAACUCCCUCCGCCAGAAGCCCAGCCAUGCCUCCAGCAGCCAGUCCCUUGCCUCUGAGACCCCUUUGGAGAACCGCGGCACCCAGACAGUGCUGACACGGCUGGGGAAGAAGGCAGUUGCCAGGGAGAGGCCGGUCACCAAGGAAAUGGCACCAUCCAAGCCUCAGGCACAGAUUGUGAUGAAGAAAGAGGCAAAGAAUGUUGAGGAAAGUGGCCCAGCUGACACAACAGUAAAGAAGAUGGAGAAUGAUGUCUCUGAAACGAUUAACACACCCCAGAUGGAUACAAAGCCAACCCCCGUCGUCAAACCAGGCUCCCCUCCACAGAGGGAGAGUGAUGCAGUCCCUGAGAAAAUUGAAGAAGCACAGACUAUGGAUGAACAGACAGCUCCAAAGGACAGCCCUGAAAUGGAUAACAGGGUCGUUGAGGGUGAGGAACAGAAGGACGUGAAGGAGGCAGAGGAAGGUGGGGAACUACACAAGGAGAAGCGUAUCAUCCAAGAGGAGAUUGCAGAGGAUGCGAGCAUCGCCUCCAAGGAACCAGCCCAGGAGAAAGUUGAAGUGGAGAAGGAGUUAGCAGAGGAUGAGAAGUCGGAGAACAAUGCUAAGGAGAAAGCAUCCGAAGAGGAGAUGCCCUCUAAAGAGAAGGGUGGAGACACAGACGAAGAGACUGACACCAGGGCUGCUCAGAGAGAAUCCCCUGAUGGACAAGGCCGCGGUGAAGGGGAUGCUCCACCUACAUUCCAAGCCGUUGCACAAUUGAACGCCCGAGUGGUUGCAAACGGUAGUGCUCCGAGUGCAUCAGCCCAGUCCAGUCCAGAUGAGGCUGGGGCAGCAGGUGCUACGGAUGGUCCCCUGAAUACAGCCUCCAUUUCCUCCAUGAUCACUGCCUCAGAGAAAGUUGAGAAACGGCCUCUACAGACCUGGCCAUGGACUGCAACAGCUGAUGCAGAAACCCAGGAGAAUGAACAGAACGGUGGCCAGCCCAAACAGAGUGAGGACCCCGAGGAGCCCUACCCGGCCAUGCCAUUCCCCAUGGACCACUCGGUCCCACCUGCUGGCCGCAGCGAUGCUCCGUCUAACUCCGCUCGCCCCAAGAACCUGGAGCUGGACAGCAUGACAACGCAGAGCAUCAACUCAUUCAGUGACUGCUACCUGGGGGAGGGGACAGUGGAGGAGCGAUUGACCAAGGCCCUGGAGACUGCUGCUCCAUUGCUUAGGGAGAUUUUCAUUGACUUUGCCCCAUUCCUAUCUAAGACCCUGCUAGGCAGUCAUGGACAAGAGUUACUCAUUGAAGGUCUGGUGAGCAUGAAGUCCUCCAACUCGGUCAUUGAGCUGGUCAUGAUGCUGUGCUCCCAGGAAUGGCAGAACUCCAUCCAGAAGCACGCCGGCCUGGCCUUCAUCGAGCUGGUCAAUGAGGGCCGGAUUUACUCCCAUGCCACAAGGGACCACUUGUUGCGAGUAGCCAACGAGGCCGAGUUUAUCCUGAGCAGGCACCGGGCAGAAGACGUACAGAAACAUGCCGAGUUUGAGUCCAUGUGUGCCCAGUCGGCUAUGGAGUGCAAGGAGGAGGAGAAGAUGUGUGACCAUCUCAUCACGGCGGCUCGGAGGCGGGACCACAUCUUUGCCAACCAGCUGCUGCAGAAGACUAUCAACAUCCUGACCAAUAAGCAUGGAGCCUGGGGCAACGUCACUAACAAGCCGCGCGAGUUCUAUCGUGUAGACAUGUGGGAGGAUAACACUCGCCGUCAUCGCAGACUUAUCCGUAAUCCUCUGGGUUCCACUCAUCCCGAGGCUACACUCAUGGCCGCCAUUGAACAUGGCGAAGACGAGGAUGUGAUUGAGAAGGCCAAGGAGGCCUUGCAUGCCCAGCUGGCUGCAGGCAGACGGUUUGAUGCUCAAGCUGGCGAGUUUGAAGAGGAUAGCUCCAGCCUACAAGAUGACAAGGAUGUGGAGCUGGAAACAGAACUCGAAGGACCAGUUGUCUACAGCACAGCAGCCUCUCUCAUUGCACCAUGUGUGGUUGCCAAGGGCUCCCUGUCCAUCACAUCCUCUGAGAUGUACUUUGAGGUGGAUGAAGAUGACCCAGCCUACAAAGAAUUGGAUCCAAAGGUCUUGGCAUACACAGAGGGUCUCCAUGGACGAUGGCACUUCAACGACAUUCGAGCAGUAUUCUCCAGACGCUAUCUCCUGCAGAAUACUGCAGUGGAGAUAUUCCUGGCAAACAGGACAUCGGUGAUGUUCAAUCUGCCCAACAAGGCUACAGUCAAGAAAGUGGUUCAUGCCUUACCGAGAGUUGGCGUGGGUCUCAAGUACGGCAUUCCUCCCUCUAGGCGUGUGUCUUUGGCAACUCCCCGUCAACUCUUCAAGGCAUCCAACAUGACCCAAGCCUGGCAGAGAAGGGAGAUCACCAACUUUGAGUAUCUGAUGUACCUCAAUACAAUAGCUGGCCGUAGCUACAAUGAUCUGAACCAGUACCCAAUCUUCCCCUGGGUACUCACCAACUAUGAUGCGGAAGAGCUUGACCUGACCCUGCCCAGCAACUACAGAGAUCUUUCAAAGCCUGUAGGUGCACUAAAUCCAAGCAGACGAGCUUUCUUUCAGGAGCGCUAUGAGAACUGGGAGGAUGACAAAGUUCCGCCGUUCCACUUUGGCACCCACUACUCCACCAUGGCCUUCACACUGAACUGGCUUAUGAGAAUGGAGCCCUAUACCACUUACUUCUUGAACCUACAGGGAGGUAAAUUUGACCAUGCCUCGAGGAGCUUUGCCUCUGUCUACAUCUCCUGGAAGAACUGCCAGAGAGACACCUCAGAUGUCAAGGAGUUGAUUCCGGAGUUCUAUUACCUUCCUGAGAUGUUUAUAAAUAGCAACGACUACACGCUUGGAAAUAUGCCAGAUGAUGGAGCAGAAGUGGGUGAUGUUGUCCUCCCCAGGUGGGCCAAGACGGCAGAAGAGUUUGUCAGAAUAAACAGGCUGGCUCUGGAGUCAGAAUUUGUCUCCUGUCAAAUCCACCAAUGGAUCGAUCUGAUCUUUGGCUACAAGCAACGAGGGCCAGAGGCUGUGCGAGCCACCAACGUCUUCUACUACCUGACCUACGAGGGCAGCAUCAACUUGGAAACAAUUGAGGAUCCUGUCAUGAGAGAGGCUAUCGAGAACCAGAUUCGAAGCUUUGGCCAGACACCGGCCCAGCUCUUAACAGAGCCCCACCCUCCUCGUAGCUCAGCCAUGCAUUUAAGUCCCAUGAUGUAUUCUGACCAGCUCUCCCAAGAUGUUCUCAUGAUCAUCAAAUUCCUCUCCAACUCCCCUGUCAUUCAUGUCUCCGCCCACACCCACCCCAAUGUGCCCAUCCCUGCCAUCGUCACGGCGGCAGCCAAUCAGACCUUUGCAAUGAAUAAGUGGAACAACCAGGUAGCGACAGCAGGUAGGAAUGCAGGACAACCGGGUUCCCCUGGAUACUCAAUGGAUGCUGGCAAGAAUCUGCUGAUUGAGCUGGAUCCACUCAUCUUGUCAACAACGGGCAUGCACAGGCGGCAGAUAGUGGACACCAUGGAUUCCAAUGUCAAGGCCAAGUCAUCAUGUUAUGUUGUAACAGCUGAUAACCGCUACUUGAUGGCUUGUGGAUUCUGGGAUAAAAGCUUCCGAGUCUUUCUCACAGAUACAUGCAAAGUGACCCAGGUGGUGUAUGGUCACUGGGACAUGGUGACAUGCUUAGUGAGGUCAGAGUGCCCCGUUGGUGGGGACUGUUACAUUGUGUCAGGGUCUAGAGAUGCUACUCUACUGGUCUGGCAUUGGAGUGCCAAGGUGCAGUGGGUGCUUGGGGAGAACCAUGUCCUAGGUGAGAUGGCAACCCCCCGAGCAAUCCUGACAGGUCAUGAUACCGAGGUUGUGUGUGCUGCAGUGUGCACAGAGCUUGGCCUGGUUAUCAGUGGCUCAUUGGGGGGUGCUUGCCUGAUCCACACAGUCGCUGGUGACCUGCUACGAUCCCUAGACCCCCCUAACCCCAGUAUGUCACCCCGCCUGAUGUCCAUUGCAUCCGAGGAAGGGGUCAUCCUAGUGAACUUUGACAAAGGUCACGUGUGUUCCUACACCAUCAAUGGCAAGUUCCUGAAGUCUACAGAAGUGACUGGGACAGUCAAUGCAAUCCGGUUCAAGCAUGAGGGUGACUAUUUCCUGACAGGUGGGGACAAUCGUCAGGUUCAGGUGUGGCGGACCUUUGAUCACAAUCUGAUGUACUCAUUCCCACUGUGUGAUGCCUCUAUUCUUGCUAUAGACAUGGCUCAUGAACAACGACUGAAAAACCAUCAAGAUAGGACAAUCAUUGCAGGCAUGGCAACAGGCAGCAUUGUUGCAUUCAACGUCAAUUUCAGCAAGUGGCACCAUGAGUUCAGGGAUACCUACUAGAUGAGGGAGAGCCAUGGACAACUGUCCUGGUGCCCUCUAGAGGACAGUUUCAACAAGCCUGUAGCAUGAGGAUGUCUGAGAGCCACUAUGCAAAACUUAGGAAUAAAGCAUAUAGAACUUGUCAAUACACUUGUAAAAUCUGAGAGACAGUUGAAAUGAAGACUUUUUUCCACAGGCAGAGGCCUAAAUUCCAGGUUUAUGGAAGUGCUUGGAGGUAACAAAAUGGACUCCUUAUAAAGUUGGUUUUAACCGUCUACAGGGAAACUCAAAUUACCCAAAAGUGGAUUGUGAAAUUAAAUUUAACAUACCUAAGAAACUGAGAGUGUUAGUGGAUAAUACAUUUUGCUUGUAAGAAUGAGAAUUAUGAAGUUGAUUUAAUCUCAAGAAACGUGAAAUAUUUCUAACAAGGGGUCAUGUUAUGAAAUGAUGUGGAUUCAAAUUGCGCAGUUUUUAAGUCAGUUUUUGAUUGGGCUGGAUAAUCAUAUCAAGAAAAGAUGAGCAGAGGCUCAACCUUCCUUGCAAAUUUGAUUUGUGAAGUUGUAUGUUCUUGGCCUUGUUGGAUGAAACUGUUAAGUCAAAAUUAUUGGGGAAAAGAAAAAUAAGCUGCUUAACUUUAACUGAGCUGGAAAGUAUACAUCUAAUGGCAUUCUACCAUGGUAACCAGAGGCCACUUCUACAUAUUCUUUAAGACUUGGCAAGGCUAUGAAAAAUUGGCCCAUUGGGUCAAAUGUGUUGGGUUUGUCAAAUUCCAACAGGUGUGAUUGUACAAAUGUGUUAUGCACAUAAAUAUUGAUAGGAGUUUUUCUAUAUAAUAAGUGUAUGUACCACUGAGUGUGUAAUAUGGUAGAUAGAGCUCAAGAUACCUGGAAAUCAGUAGAAAAUUAUGCAAAAUGAAGGAAGAGUUACAAUUGUGCAAAUAACUAACUGUAAGGGCAACGUAGACAAACCUGACAACGGGUGGAGGGAACAUUUUUUGUAAAUAGUACAUCACUAUGAUUAUGCACAAUGUGAGUUCUAUUGAUGGGAUGGUAAGGUUUUUGUGUAAGACUUACAAUGCUGAAUUCUUUCAGUUCAGUUAGUAUCAACCCUUUACCACAUUAUUGUGACACUCCUACAUUUAUUUGCUUAAGUACCCCCCCAAAAAACACACACAUUCCACAUUGGUGUAGAAAACUUUUUUUUUUCAUAUUUUUUUGUAACUUGUAAAUCUGAUCUAGACAACAGUUUUUGGGAUAAUUAGAAUUAUACUGUCUUAAAGUCCAGCGUACAUUAAAUACACAAUUAACUUCUGUUUAAGUUAUGUAUUUGAAUGUUCAUGUUAUGAAUCUUACAGAAUGAAAUGCAAAAUUUAUUUUCAACAAAACCAAACCCAAAAUUAAUAAUGUAGACACAGUCUUGUUUGUACACAUGGGAGAACCAACUGAAAAAAAUGACAGUUUUUCAAAGAUAUUAAAAUAGUAAGUUAGAACAGUAGAUUUUGAUAAGUAGAUAUUUUUCUUUCCUUUUUUUAAGUUUUACCUAUGAAAGCAACGUUUGUAAUUGUGAAGUUUGCAAGUUGUCAAAAAUCUAUAUCUGAGGUUAACCAAACAUUCCAGUAGAGCCUGAAAGACAAAAGAUUGGUACACUGGUUCUGUCAAGGUUAAGACUGAAAUUGCGGAAAACGUCACUAUCACUCGCGCGUUAUCCCAACUUCUGCUUUUUUUGAUAGAUAGAAAGAAAUGUAUAAUUUGCACAGAAGUAAACUAUUUUGUCUAGUGGCGUCUAUGCAUUGCCUGCCAAAUUUUGAUUCUUUCUGACAAGUUUGUAUAGAAUCUUUAUUUUGAGCACUUGCAUCAGAUUUGUUUUAAAAAGAUGAAGUAUGUAAGAAGCACAUAUAACUUAUCAAUCAGUUGCUGUGGUAAAAUACUUCCUUCUAAACAACUUGCAAAAAGAUCGUAAGAGUGACAAAAAGCAAACAUUUUGGUGUUAGGAGAAGCCAAAUGUAAGGGGAAUUAAGUUCAUUUUGUUGCUUACUUGUUGAAUGGCAUAUUUGAUUGGUGAAAAUAUUUUGAUUUUGCAGGGUAUGUUGGGUAAAGUGAGGUUUUUGUGGAAAUGCAAUGUUUCACAAUUAUUUCUUGAACAUGUGAUUGCUGUUGCCAAGUUGAAUCACUUUGAUUCUGGCUUCACAUGCACAAAGUAGGAAAUUGUCAUUACCUGGAAUUGCAAAAGUUAUUGAAACAGCAGGGUAGUAUGACCCAAUGUAAAACAAGCCGCUUUGCCAAUAAUGCGUGUUGAUGGAAUGCAUUCCCAGUUACCAAUUUGGCUGCGGUGGUGGAAAUCAUAACAAUUCUUGCUUUUAAAACAUGGAAUUACAACUGAUUAUUUUCUAUAAAUUUGGAAUGAGUUUACAAUGUGUAUAUUUUGGUUCCCGUAUAAAUUGCUACAUGUAUUACUUUUAUUCCACCACUGCUCUUGUAUGCAUCAUCAUCAGAACAUUUGUCAUCAAAAAAUUAGAUAGUUGAGCAGUAAUUGCUGAAAUACCUGCAGGAGUUCACUAUCUUUGUUUUUAUGAGUAGCAUUUCUAAAAAGGCGUUUCUCACUUAAAAAACAUAACUGGAGAAUAAUGGGAGAAGUAGCUUUUUGGUGGGUAAACAAAGAGUUCUUGUGGUGAAAAAGUCACAACUUCAACUUUACCCUAAUCAUGUAUGCUGAAUGGAUUAUAGUACAACCUCUGGAAUAAUUUGUUGGAUUUCAUGUAUGGACUCUGUUAAGCUUAAAGCUGUUUUCCUUUGGAAUUUUUGUUAUUACACUGUGCAGUAUUUAUAUUAACAAUUCACUACUGCACAUAUUUCCAAAUAUCAGAUAUUAAGAAUGCAUUUCGUUCAGUCAAGACCAUAAGAAAAGUUGUGCAUACAUAUAUUAUGAGAUUAGGUUUUCAGGCUAAAGUGCAUCAAUUUGAAAACUUACAAGACUUCAAUAAUACUCAGAUAAUAGGAAAAAGGUGUGCACGAGAAAAUGGUGGUGGCAGUAGCUUCCUAAAAGUAAUUUUCCUGGAUGUUGUGUAAAGAUUAAAAAGGAAAAAGUUCUAAUUACAAUACACCUGUUAACAUUCAUGCUAAUCUUUAACAGGCAUGACAUGGUACCAACCAGUUUUGAUGAAUGGUUUUGAAUUUGCACUUUGUAACAUUUUAUUACACCGUUAUACUGCUGUAAUAUUGUAUUCAUGGCCUUAACAGAGCCACAGAAAUUGUAAACAAGGUCUAUGAUUAGGCAUUAAACUGGUUGGUGACAAAUUCACCACAGUGUACAUUGGGACAAA